Prorocentrum cordatum is the source of this 896-nucleotide messenger RNA. NCBI's taxonomy places the organism in Eukaryota, Dinophyceae, Prorocentrales, Prorocentraceae. The record is from the annotation of a GenBank genome assembly.
CUAUGGCUGCGGCCGAGCUGGUGGACACGGUCGAGAAGUGCCAGCAGGCCGUGGCCGUGCUGUGUCGGGAGGAGGAGCUCGCUAUCGACCUCGAGGGCAUCGCUCUCAGCCGCGAGGGGGAGCUGUGCCUGAUGCAGAUGUCCGGCCCCGGGGAGUCGACCCCCGUGUAUUUGUUCGACAUUGCGUUCGACGAGGGUGGCUUGAAAGAGCUCUUGGAGUCAGAGAGCGUCACCAAAGUAUCGAAGGUGAAGCGUGCGUACGACGUCCAGGUGCUGUGGCACACGCGCUUCCAGCAUCCGGACGACCGCUACCUCCAGGGCCUCAAGAAGGUGCAGGGCCUCUUCCUGCAGGAGUUUGGCGUGCUCGGCUCCGCGGAGAGCGAGAGGCUGGACGCGGGGAAGGAGGCCGGGGUGCGCCUGUUCGCUCCGGAGUUGGGGGGCGACUACCAGGUGUGGAAGCGCCGGCCGCUGCUGCCAGCCUUGGUGGAGUACGCGGCAGCAGACAUCAAAUUCUUGAUCGGCAUGCGGCGCCAUUGGAUGUUUGCCGACGGGGCGAAGGCCGCCAAGCUCGACGAGUUCGUUCUCUCCGUGACUGCGGCCCGCAUCGAUACAUUCGUGAAUCUGUCCGACCGCGUUGCCUUAGAUCAGAGCAAGAAGAAGUUUCGCGACUUCAACCUCGAUCCUUGCUUCAACGAGACUGGCGCAAUCAGCGCAACGGUUCCCGUGCCUCAGGCAAGGAGGGGCCGAGUCAUUGGCAAGAAGGGCGCCACUAUACAGCAGAUCCAGUCCAGCACGGGAACGAGAGUGAUGCUGGACGAUGGCUUGCCCGCAAUUAUUAUCGGGCAGCCUGCAGAUGUUCAGGCGGCGGUGCAAAAGAUCAGGAAUCUUAUUGCCUGA